Molecule: messenger RNA, 7706 nt
Organism: Chiloscyllium plagiosum (whitespotted bambooshark)
Lineage: Eukaryota; Metazoa; Chordata; Chondrichthyes; Orectolobiformes; Hemiscylliidae
Source: RefSeq, a predicted model, not a curated record
CUGAAACGGCCAUUUUACUGAUUGAGUUUCUUCUGAGGCUAAUCUUGUGACUUAGUAGAUACGCCUAUAUAAGUUUUAGAGUGCAUUGGACUCCCUUGGAUUUGGCAGCAGGCCAUCGUUACCUAAUGAAGUUUACUGGAAUGUGGAAUUGAACAUUUGAAGCUUUCUACCUUCUCCUGAAACAGUGAUAUGCAGAUGGAAUAUGACAGCUUAGUGAGGCCUCAUUAAAAAUGAUUCAAUGAAAACGUGAGAAAACAGGAUGAAUGAAAGGGAGAAAAAAGGCAAAAGGCCAUCAGGAGAGCACAAGAAGUCUGUGAGCAUGGAAGAAAAAGAUGCCACAGUUUUCAGCAAUGAGACCAGAGGCAGUAAAGACAAAGAAUCUACUGACAGAAGGCCCGUCUCCAGUAGGGAGAAAGGGCGGGAUGAACUUAAAGCGAGUAGCAGAAGGGAAACCAUAAAAGCAGCCGAGGAGAAAAAGAAGAGGCAAGAGGAUGAAAAACGCAAAAAGGAGGAUGAGAAACGAAAGAAAAAGGAAGAGGAGAAGUUAAAAGCAGAGGAAGAACAAAGGAAGAAGGAAGAGGAAGAAAAGAAGAAACUAGAAGAGGAGGAAAGGAAGAAACAGGAGGAGGAGGAAAAAAGGCAGAGAGAAGAAGCAGCAGCUAAGCAGAGAGAGAUGGAGGAAGCGUAUCAGUUGCAUCAAGAGGCCUGGGAACGUCAUCAAACAAGAUUAGAACUCCGUAGUAAGAAUCAAAUAGCGCAUGAGAACCGUCCAGAGGAGAGUUUCUUUACCAGGCUGGACUCCAGCCUAAAGAAAAAUACUGCAUUUGUCAAGAAGCUCAGAACUAUUACUGAGCAGCAAAGAGACACACUUUCCAGCGAUUUCAAUAUGCUCAAUUUGAGCAAGUAUAUUGCGGAAGCUGUUGCAUCCAUAGUAGAAGCCAAACUGAAAUUAUCUGAUGUGAACUGUGCUGUUCACCUUUGCUGCCUGUUUCACUUGCGAUACGCUGACUUUUCACCAUUGCUCCUACAAGGCUGGAGAAAGCACUUUGAAGCCAGGAAGGAAGAAAAAACUCCAAACAUUAGCAAGCUGAGGACUGACAUGCGCUUCAUUGCAGAACUGACGAUUUGUGGAAUCUUCACUGACAAAGAAGGCUUGUCACUCAUCUAUGAGCAACUGAAGAAUAUCAUUUGUGCCGAUCGUGAAACUCACACUCAUGUCUCUGUGAUUAUCAGCUUUUGUCGCCACUGUGGAGAUGAUGUGGCCAGUCUGGUGACCAGGAAGAUGAAGCUUGCCUCCGAGAAAUACAACCUGAGCUUCCCUCCCAGUGAGAUCAUCAGCUGUGAGAAGCAGCAGCCCUUCAUGAACCUGUUGAGGGAGUACUUUACCUCUCUGACCAAACAUCUUAAAAAAGAUCAUCGUGAAUUACAGAAUCUGGAGAGACAGAACAGGCGAAUUUUACAUUCAAAAGGAGAACUGAGUGAAGACCGGCACAAGCAGUAUGAGGAAUUUGCUACCUCCUAUCAGAAGUUGUUAGCGAACACACACAGUCUGGCUGACUUGUUGGAUGAGAACAUGCCUGAACUUCCCCAGGAUAAAACUGCACAGGAAGAACAUGGCACUGGCAUAGACAUCUUCACACCAGGGAAGCCUGGAGAAUAUGACCUCGAUGGAGGAAUUUGGGAGGAUGAAGAUGCACGCAACUUCUAUGAAAACCUAAUUGACCUGAAAGCAUUUGUACCUGCCAUAUUGUUUAAAGAUAAUGAGAAGAAUUCGCAGAACAAAGAUUCGAGUAAAGAAGAUUCAAAAGAUUCCAAAGAUGGAAGAGAGUCCAAAGAUGGGAAAGAAUCCAAAGAGUUGGUUGCUACAGAGGAAUUGGAACUAGAACUAGAGAAUCUGGACAUUAAUGAUGAAAUAUUAGAUGAAGAAGGAACAGAAGAAACAGAAGACCUCAGUCAAAAACUGCUAGAGGAGCAUGAGCAAGAUGAAGAAGAAGCCAGCACUGGUUCUCAUCUGAAACUAAUCGUGGAUGCUUUCCUACAGCAGCUGCCUAACUGUGUCAACCGGGACCUUAUAGACAAGGCUGCAAUGGAUUUCUGCAUGAACAUGAAUACGAAAGCCAAUCGAAGGAAGUUGGUCCGAGCCCUGUUCACUGUGCCUCGGCAGAGGUUGGACUUACUUCCAUUUUAUGCCCGUUUGGUUGGCACUUUAUAUCCAUGUAUGACGGAUGUGGCAGAAGACCUUUGUGCCAUGUUAAAAGGAGACUUCAGAUUCCAUGUCAGGAAGAAGGAUCAGAUCAAUAUUGAAACUAAAAACAAAACUGUACGGUUCAUCGGAGAAUUAACAAAGUUUAAAAUGUUCUUGAAGAACGACUCACUUCAUUGUCUAAAGAUGCUCUUGGCUGAUUUUUCCCACCACCAUAUUGAAAUGGCCUGCACACUCCUGGAGACAACUGGUCGUUUUCUUUUCCGGUCACCUGAUUCCCAUUUGAGGACAAGUGUUCUUUUGGAGCAAAUGAUGCGCAAGAAACAAGCAAUGCAUUUAGAUGCUCGUUAUGUUACAAUGGUGGAAAAUGCAUACUAUUACUGUAAUCCGCCCCCUGUCGAGAAAACAGUGAGGAAGAAGCGCCCUCCCCUUCAAGAAUAUAUCCGCAAACUUCUUUACAAGGACUUGUCCAAGGUCACGACUGAAAAGGUGUUGAGACAGAUGCGGAAAUUGGCAUGGCAUGAUCCAGAGGUGAAGGAAUAUGUUAUUAAUUGCAUGAUCAACAUCUGGAAUGUCAAAUAUAACAGUAUUCACUGUGUUGCUAACCUAUUGGCGGGUUUAGUGCCAUACCAAGAAGAUGUGGGAAUUCACGUUGUGGAUGGAGUGCUGGAAGACAUCCGUCUGGGAAUGGAGGUCAAUCAACCCAAGUUCAACCAGAGGCGUAUUAGCAGUGUUAAGUUCCUUGGGGAAUUGUACAAUUACAGGAUGGUGGAAUCUGCAGUCAUCUUCCGAAUUUUGUAUUCCUUUAUUACAUUUGGUGUAAGCGCUGAUGGCAGUGCGACACCUCUGGAUCCACCAGAGCAUUUAUUCCGUAUUCGACUAGUUUGUACACUGCUGGACACUUGUGGGCAGUACUUUGACAGAGGUUCCAGCAAACGGAAGUUGGACUGUUUUCUUGUAUAUUUUCAGCGUUAUAUCUGGUGGAAGAAGAGUUUAGAUGUGUGGACGAAAGAUCACCCUUUCCCUAUUGAUGUCGACUAUAUGAUUAGUGACAUACUUGAGCUGCUUCGACCAAAGAUGAAAUUCUGUGGCUCCCUUGAAGAGGCCAUAAAACAGGUUCAGGAACUCGAACGCGAGUUCUUGAUUAAACUAGGUCUUGUAAUUGAUGGGAAAGAUUCCAAGUCGGACAAAUUAUCUGGUCUGGGGGAAGGGGAAGAAAAUCAGGAUGAUGAUGACGAUGAUGAGGAGGAAGAGGGUGGAGCAGAAACAGAGGAACAGUCUGGGAAUGAAAGUGAAAUGAAUGAACAUGAAGAAGAGGAUGCUUCUGAGAAUGAAGAUGAUGAAGAAGAGGAGGAGGAAAAUACAGAUUACUUGACUGACUCCAAUAAGGAAAAUGAAACUGAUGAGGACAACAAUGAGGUGAUGAUCAAGGGCGGAGGCUUAAAGCAUCUUCCUUGUGCAGAAGAUGAAGAAUUCAUUCAAGCAUUGGAUAAAAUGAUGCUCGAAAAUCUGCAGCAGCGAUCUGGCGAGUCUGUCAAAGUGCACCAGUUAGAUGUGGCUAUUCCACUGCAACUAAAAAGCCAACUGAAGAAAGGUCCUCCACCCCAAGGAGGAGGAGAAGGCGAUUCAGAAAAUUCAGAAACCAUGCAGUUUGUGAUGCUCACCAGAAGAGGGAACAAACAACAGUUUAAAAUACUGAACGUACCAAUGAAUUCGCAGCUUGCUGCAAAUCACUGGAAUCAGCAACAGGCAGAACAAGAAGAAAGAAUGCGUAUGAAGAAGCUGACGCUCGAUAUUAAUGAACGGCAAGAACAGGAAGAUUACCAGGAGAUGUUACAAUCCCUGGCACAGCGUCCAGCUCCAGCAAAUACCAAUCGUGAGCGUCGACCACGGUAUCAGCAUCCGAAAGGAGCACCAAAUGCUGAUCUCAUCUUCAAGACAGGGGGGAGGCGACGUUGAUGUUAGUGACAGGUGGCACUUUGACUUGCCCUCUGUAUCUCUGAUAUCAAAGGUAUCUGAGUCCUCCCAUCGAGAGCAGUGGACACACCUCACCAUGGCUGUCUAGAGAUCAACACGUGCCUGGUAUGUGCCAGGCCUUGGGCAGACAUUGCAGCCUCCGACAAUAGCGUAAAGUGGCUGGCAGGCUAAACAAAACGAGAAUUGAUAAUGCAUCUACAAGAACACUGCUAAGUGUUAAUUCUUAUACAUCAUUUGGCACCUUUUAGAAUGAGAUUGAAAUUGUGAGGUGGCCUAUGUGUCAGUAAGUAGUAAAACAAAAGAAAAAUCCAUUUAAUUAAGGAUGGGGAUUACUUCUCAAGUCGAAGACAUUUUGGCUUCAUUCAUCAGUAUCUUCUGGUUUCAGAAUUUUAAACUUUGUGCGAAUGUAAACAUUCUUCAUAUAAAAAUAUUGAAAUUUGAUAUGAAAUGGCAGAAGAGAAGGAAGACAGUUUUUUUUUGUUGAAUGGAAAGUGAAUCAUAAAAAGGCAUUAAUCCUUCCAUGAGGGUCAUAUGGUCGGCGCUGAAGGGAGGGAGGGAGGGUGAGAGAUGAGGGAAAUGUUUUUCCCAUAAACAAUUUGGUUGGCACUUUGUGAAAACUUGGCUGUACUCCUGGAUAAUGGGGCAACGAUAUUGAGCUCAACAUCCCAGAUCCUAUGUGGUUUCUGCUUAUGGGUGCUACUUAAAAGUCUGUAAUUGUUUUUUGCUGUCACUGAUUAGAAGAGGUUUCAGUUUUAUUCAUAAAAGAAGUUAGUCCCAGAAUUGCAGAUAUAAAGCCAACCUUACAAUUGCCAUCCAAUAGAACAUGUUGGCCGUGGAAACCAAUAGUAGGGCAAAGGAGCAUCUAAUUCAGUUUUGUUUUUACAUUCAGUUUUUGGAAUUCUUUCAAAUAUUUGUAAACUUAUAAAACCUUUGUUUAUUUUCCACUCUUUUGGCGACACAGAUGAACGCACGAACGUAGACUCGGGUGGGUUUGAAUUUUUUUGCACAAAAAUUGUCAUCUGGUUGUCAGUUCAACUGCAGUUGUGAGCAAACCCAUUUGCUUAAAUGUGUUUAUGAAGGUACAGCUAUAUGCAUCAAACAGAUGUCACUUUAGCAAAUUUAUUUGUAAUAGCACUGUAAUUUCAGUUUAAUGCUUGCCAUUGUUUGUUUCUUCUGUUUGUAGUAUCUGCUUGUAUAAUACUUAGUGGAAGCUAAGUGUAGAAGUAUAUGUUUGGCUUUAAGACACUGCAUGGUCUAAUUCAUGAGUUGCUAAACUUUUGGCUGUUGCCAGUCUUGCAGUAAAAAAGAAAGUUGUUGACCUAAUUAAGUUUCUGCUCAGAGUUUUUGUGCACACAGGCACGCGUGUAUUUUAAAUGACGCAGAAUGAGGAGGACUAAAAGUAAUGGUGAUGCUGUGUAUAAGGCAUUAAAGUUCAUUUCAUCAAUGUUUUCCAAAAUCAUCCUAGCUUUUGGCUCUUGAAGGCCUCUCUGGUUGCUAUCUGACUUUGAUGGAUUUCUGAAACUAUGUGUAACAUUAUCACAUCCAGAAAAGGCAAAUUUGUUCAUAUAUAGAAUGCAGAUUCAAGCUCUUCGCUGCACGAACUGCUUAAGUUCCAAUUUACUGCUUAAGAGCUGAUAAUGUUUGGGGGGGGGGGGGAAAUGAAGAUAUUAAAUCAUCGUUUAUCCCUGUACACCCACAUGACUAACUUCUCCAUGGUCGAUUCAUUAAUAACCAUGAAUUUCAAAAGAUUUUGGGAACUUCAAUUAUUACAUGUCCCAAAUCCAUUGGGUUAGAAGCAAAAUUACCUAACGAGUUAUUGAGAAACUGCACACUAGUAUUUCAAAUUUGGAACCAAAACCAGCCCAUCCUGUUGGAAUUAAAGUCUGCUUUGUCAGUCCUUGGCCAGCUUCAUGUCUGCUUCAUAUGGAAACCCUUCAAAAUGCUGAAGAUUUUCCAAAACAAACUAUUGAGAAAUCCAGACAGGUAAAGCUUUCCUGAUAGCUAUGCAUCCCGCUGCGUGGAUACCGUCUCUCACUUAGAUCAACUGAGCUUGAAGAGUCUAGGUCUAGAGUUCUUUACAUGUCCAUGGGUAUUGCUGGAAUUUAUUGUUAUAGAUCCACUGUUUGCAGACUAUAGAAACAAGCUUCUUGCUCUGCCACCUGGGACCAACUAAUCUGAUGUAGCAGGAUUGCUUGAAGCUGAGAAAAAAAUUCCAAGAUUCCCAGGUAGGUCCAUUCCUUCAAGGCUUCAAUAAUAAACCAGGAUGACCAGUCUGUCAUUAAUAAAUCCUGGGAUACAGCUAAACUUCUCAACUUUGGUGUCUGACUGCCCGAUCUACUUUACAAAAUUGUAGUAUUCUAUCACUUGGCACGAUUAAUUUUCAUACCCUCUGCCCAGAGAAUGGAAAUUAGACAGCUGAUGGCAUGGGUUUCAGCACCUUGUUAUGUGAAUGGAAAAUGUCAGUAACACAACAAGUGCAUGAUGAAUAGCCCAGCAUAUAAUGGUUGCUUGGGUUUCAGGAUUAUUUGUGAAAUGGAUUUCAACUUUGUUCCUGGUGAGGAUAGAAGAAUUGCAGAAAAUGGCUCCUAAUUUGGCCUAAACUUGGCAAUCAAGGGGCAGGCUGACAUGGCAACUGUGAGAGGGAUACAAGAGGAAUGUUCCUUUUUAAGCUGAGGAUCAGAAUAUGUCAUGAGACAGAGUAGAAGAAAUUUUCAGUCUGUACCUGACCCUAAAACAAUAUGGUGCUGAUCCUGGGUGAUUGAAAUUGGAAAAUUAUUCAGAAAUUACAUUUCCCAAAGGCUACACCAGUCACUCUGAUGCUUAGUUUAAACUGCAUGUGGAAGUAUGUGGAUGUCAGGUAAGUACAAGAAAUGGAUUCACUGUGUCAACUACCAUGAUCCAUUCACCUUAUUGACACUCCCAAGGCUGAAAUAAGAAGACUUGCAUAUGGAUAUGGUGAUGGACUGUCACAGGCAUCAUUCCUCACAAGGACUCAGGACUUCCAGGGAGAGGGGUGGGAAGAGUAUAAUGUUAUGCAUCAUGCUGUACAAUAAAGGUUAUUUUUGACUGUAAAAUGAGCAGCACGGCUAGGUUGGCUAAAUUGGUGGAAAUUUUGUACAUGUUCGUGUGCUCCUGUUCAGUAGCUCCUUGUAUUAAAACAAAUUGCAUUUUCAGAAAUGUUCUUUGACUGUGAAGUGUUUUAGGGUGAAAUAAGUUCACGAAAAAUCCUGUAUAAAUGCAAGCUCUUUAAUUGUAUAGUAUUGAAGUGUUCCUUUCUGCCUCUGUUGUGAAUCACAAAUUCCUAACAAUUUCAGUGUUUUAAAUUUUAAAAGCUAAUAGUUUGCUUUGUUAACAAUUCAUUGUUUCGUGAUAUGUUGUGAAAUUCAUAUUUUGGGAUUUGAAUGUUGCGCAGAUUGAAUCUCAACUGUUUGUGUGGUCAACAUAAUUCCUGUUCUACUGGAACAGUUAAUAAAAAGAAUGAGAGGCAUGUAAUGCUAGCAACAUUAAACUAAUGAAUUAGUACUUC